AUGGAGGCUGUCCGCGCCGUGCGCUUCCUGUUCCUGGUGUGUGGUUGCCUGGCGCUCCCGCCACGGGCCGAGCCGGUGUGCCCCGAGCGCUGCGACUGCCAGCACCCCCAGCACCUCUUAUGCACCAACAGGGGGCUCCGCGCCGUGCCCAAGACUAGCUCGCUGCCUAGCCCCCAGGACGUGCUCACCUACAGCCUUGGAGGCAACUUUAUAACUAAUAUCACAGCCUUCGACUUUCACCGCCUGGGACAGCUCAGAAGGCUGGAUUUGCAGUACAACCAGAUCCGCUCUCUGCAUCCCAAGACCUUCGAGAAGCUCUCACGGCUGGAAGAGCUCUACCUGGGGAAUAACCUUCUGCAGGCGCUCACACCGGGCACAUUGGCUCCGCUGCGCAAGCUGCGUAUCCUGUACGCCAACGGGAACGAGAUCGGCCGCCUAAGCCGUGGCUCUUUCGACGGCCUGGAGAGUCUGGUCAAGCUGCGGCUGGACGGGAAUGCCCUAGGGGCGCUACCGGACGCAGUCUUCGCCCCUUUGGGAAACCUGCUCUACCUGCAUCUGGAGUCCAACCGGAUCCGCUUUCUGGGCAAGAACACCUUCUCCCAGCUGGGCAAACUGCGCUUCCUCAACCUCUCUACCAACGAACUGCAGCCCUCCCUGCGCCACGCAGCUACCUUCGCACCCCUGCGCUCCCUCUCCACUCUCAUACUCUCAGCCAACAGCCUGCAACACCUCGGCCCGCGUGUCUUCCAGCACCUGCCACGCCUGGGCCUACUCUCCCUCAGGGGCAACCAACUUACUCACCUGGCACCAGAGGCCUUUUGGGGGUUGGAGGCCCUGCGCGAGCUGCGCCUAGAGGGCAAUCGUCUGAACCAACUUCCCUUGGCGCUGCUGGAACCUUUGCAUAGCCUGGAGGCCCUGGACCUCAGCAGCAAUGAGUUGUCUGCCCUGCAUCCCGCCACCUUUGGUCACUUGGGCCGACUGCGCGAGCUCAGCCUGCGUGACAACGCGCUCAGUGCCCUCUCAGGGGAUAUCUUCGCUGCCAGCCCGGCCCUCUACCGGCUGGAUCUAGACGGCAACGGCUGGACCUGCGACUGCCGGUUGCGGGGCCUGAAGCGCUGGAUGGGUGACUGGCAUGCACAAGGCCGGCUCCUCACCGUUUUUGUGCAGUGUCGCUAUCCCCCUGCCCUUCGGGGCAAGUACCUGGAUUACCUGGAUGAUCAGCAGCUGCUGAACGGGUCUUGCGUGGAUCCGUCCGCUUCCCCAACCGCCAAUAGUAGGCGACUGACCCAGCCCACAGCCGCGGGGGAAAAGAUGACUUCCCCUGCAGAUGGUCUCCUGGAAGAGCAGGAACAGCCGCAGCCGCAGCCACAGCCCCAGCAGCGGGGUAGAUUUCUAGGUGAGGUUGCCUGGGAUGUGGCCGCCAGGGAGCUCAUAGGUAACCGCAGCGCUCUAAGAUUGAGCCGACGAGGUCCGGGCCUCCAGCACCAGAGCCCUUCUGCUGCUGCUGCUGUGGACCCCCCUCCACAGCCCCUGGACCUGCAGGAGAAGCCUAGUCUGGGACGUCCGACCCUGCCCGAGCCCAUCCACGCGGAGCCCACACCAACCCAGCCCACUUCUACACAACCGGCCGCCGGCGACCCCUGGCAGCUCGCAGCGAAGCAACGCCUGGCCGCAGAGCAGCAGGAGGGCGCCUCCCAGUUCCAAGGCAGUGGGGUGAGCUUGCCGCCUAUGGUAUCUGACCCGUGUGACUUUAACAAGUUCAUCCUAUGCAACCUGACGGUGGAGGCAGUAGGCGCGGACAGUGCCUCGGUUCGCUGGGCCGUGCGUGAGCACCGCAGCCCCCGGCCGCUGGGCGGCGCGCGCUUUCGUCUGCUUUUCGACCGUUUUGGCCAGCAGCCCAAGUUCCACCGCUUCGUCUACUUGCCGGAGCGCAGCGACUCGGCCACGCUGCGCGAGCUACGCGGGGACACCCCCUACCUGGUGUGCGUGGAGGGAGUGCUUGGGGGCAGAGUUUGCCCUGUGGCCCCCCGGGACCACUGUGCAGGGUUGGUCACCCUGCCAGAGGCAGGGAAUAGGAGUGGCGUCGACUAUCAGCUGCUGACCUUGGCCCUCCUGGCAGUCAACGCACUACUGGUGCUCUUGGCCUUGGCCGUCUGGGCGUCUCGCUGGCUGCGGAGGAAGCUUCGGGCCAGGCGGAAGGGUGGAGCCCCGGUCCAUGUUCGCCACAUGUACUCCACCCGACGGCCCCUGCGCUCCAUGGGCACUGGUGUGUCCGCAGACUUCUCGGGAUUCCAAUCUCACCGGCCACGCACCACCGUGUGUGCACUCAGUGAAGCGGACCUUAUCGAGUUCCCCUGUGACCGAUUCAUGGACAGCACAGGUGGUGGUGCAGGAGGCAGCCUGAGGCGGGAGGAUCACCUUCUGCAAAGAUUUGCUGACUAG
Marmota flaviventris (yellow-bellied marmot) is the source of this 2442-nucleotide messenger RNA. It is a transcript of the gene Tril, whose product is annotated as TLR4 interactor with leucine rich repeats. Lineage: Eukaryota; Metazoa; Chordata; Mammalia; Rodentia; Sciuridae. Gene Ontology annotation, cellular component: extracellular matrix. Gene Ontology annotation, molecular function: protein binding. The record is from RefSeq and is a predicted model, not a curated record.